CUUUACCGCUGUUUCGCUAGUUAGCUUUGGAAAAAAGCCGGUAUGGGUUGAUACAGUAGAAAUUAAUUGGAUCCAUUACGACACGGCACUGCAUGAAUAAUUGCAAGACCGUCGCCUAAUUAUUUUUUCGCGAUAACUUUAUUAAUAUAGCUGCGCCUUGUGAUGAUUUGCUUUUGCACCUGCCUUAACAGCGCUGAAAAAAAUCGGCCGUUUAUUUAUGGAAAGAAUUGGACAUAUUUUGCGUUCCUUAUUCUUUUGAAUUGAACUGAAAAUGACAGUCGAAAUCUUUGGAAGAAGUUGUUCCUACGCGUACGGACCCGAAUCAUUUAUAGGAAAAGGAAGUAAUGGAAUUGUAUACAAAGCGGCGAUUACGGAGCAUGGUAAUUUUGCUGGAAGCAAGGAGGUAGCGGUGAAGGUUAUGCAUCAAAAUUUCGAAAGCAUGGACUACCAUAAACGAAUAUAUGCAUCGAGAAUAAACAAAUUGCUGGGAAUGGAGCAUCCCCGUCUACUGAAGUACCACAAAGCAACGUUCUUUCGGGAGAUUGGUGGCUCCUCCAUCGAACUGCUUAUGGAUUUCUUCCCAGACGGCAACUUGGACCGGCUGCUUAAGCGAAUCCAGAAAAGUGGUCGUCCACUGCAUCCGGCGAAAGCUAUCUCGCAUGCGGCGGACAUUACGGAAGGCUUGAAAUAUCUGCAUGAGCGGCAAAUUAUACAUUGUGAUUUAAAGUCACAAAACAUCCUAGUCGACAGUAAUGAACGACUUCUGAUCUGCGACUACGACGACUUUGUUCAACUUCGAUACGACGUAACAGUUGGUGGCGACAUAACUCACAUGAGGGGAACUGCUCGCUACAUGUCACCAGAACUGGCUGCACUUGCAGUUGGCGUUGAAUCAACAGAGGGACCUGUUGGAAGAAAAACGGACAUUUGGAGUCUAGGCUGCAUUCUUCUUCAGCUCGCACAGUUAACUGUGUCAACACACACCCAUUGGUCAAUUGAAAAAGACGGACAUGUACUGGACACCCUGAACCUUAGUGAUCAGUUUUUCAUGCUUAGAAUGGCUGACGGCUAUGUCCCCGUUGUUGAUGAGAACAUUCCAGCGGAAGUGGCUGCAUGGGUUAGACAAUGUUUACGCAUCCACAGCAAUGAGAGAAUCAGCGCAAGUCAGCUUUUGGAUUUGUUAAGAUACAGCCAGGCUAGUUCGCUCAGUGUAACCCCCGGAUUUCCGGAAGCCAUAGCAAAUGCACAGCUUGGCGAAGUAGAACCUGAGUUGAUCAUUAACGAGGAGUCUUUCGGCAGUAAUUGUGAAUGCAGCUAUUUAAUGCGUGACUGCAUCGGAUACGGAGCUAUCGGUCAAGUCUAUAAAGCAAAAAUUACAGCAGCAGGAAACUUUUCCGGGAACAAUACGGUGGCUGUUAAAGUCGUUCAUCUGGAUAAUCAAAACCGUUAUCUGCAAUCGAACCAAAACUGGCCGAAACUUCGCAAUCGACUGGUGACGAUAGUCAAUAUUCGCAAUAAAAGCUUACUAGCCUACCAUAAAUUCACCGUUUUUAAAACGGAUCUUGGAAUGCCAUACAUUGAACUGAUGAUGGAUUACUGCGAUGAUGAUCUUGAAAAACUGCUUAAACGGCUGAGAACCGGCAGUGUGCCUUCCGAAGCAACAACCCUUAAGUUCACCACGGCUAUUCGCUACGCACUGGAUAUCACCAGCGGCACAAACUUUCUGCACCAGAAUAAAAUCAUCCAUGGCGACCUGAAACCAAAAAAUAUUCUGGUGAAGGAAACAGAAGGCCGCUACAAGCGACUGCUGAUUGGAGAUUUGGACGAGCAUUGGCAGAUAACUGGAACGGUGACCCGGUUAAAAGAUGUUCCGCAUUUUCAUGGAACAAUCCGUUAUUUACCCCCGGAAAUGUUUAAAAGAUUCGGAACAGCUUCCCAAGUAAGUAGUGAAGAAAGAAAUAUAAAUACAGGACGCAAAAUGGACAUCUGGAGUCUGGGUUGCAUAAUGCUAGAUCUGGCUGACUGCAUCGCAAAAAAUGACGAGAAAUGGCUGGAGAAAAACGAGUGUGAACGAUCGGAAAAGAUUGUAGCCGGGAAGAGCAUUACGGACCAUGUUUUUGAAGAGAAGCUGGUGAACGGUUUCGUUCCGCUCGUGCCGGAUUUUAUUCCAGGCUAUUUUUCCAGCUGCAUUCGUCAGUGUUUGCGCGCAGCUAGCGAAGAACGACCUUCGGCGGAACAGCUCUUGUCACUGCUGGAGAAAGCUGAUAAGAAGGUGCCGAAGGAGCUGUUUGUCUUCUUCCACGGCCAACAGGGAAGUCAGUUUUCACCUAUGCUAAAGCAGUCAUUUGAGCCCCUAACCGGCACACUUCGACCGCUGCUGUUUCACAGGAGUUUGAAGAACAUGCAUUUUCGCCAUGGUUUAUUCACAUUGGGCAAUGCAGUCGUCUGUCAAUCACAAAAUAAAGAAAACGGGCAAGAGCAUACAAUAGUAUUCGACGUCGCCCAAGAGAGCUGGCAUACAACGACAACCGAAAGGGCAGGACUGGGGAUACCUGCAAAAUUUACAGUAAGCAUUGACGAUCAUGUGUACUUCUGGGAUGAAGAGGAUGUUCAAGCACCGUUCAAAAGGCUGGACGGUAGAAAGUUUUCGACAUCUCCGCUUCCCAUGCCGCACUGGAUCAGAAGAGUUGACCGGAUGGUCUGCACCAAGCACGAAAUCUUUGUAAUCGGGGCACCAUCCAGUGAAAAUGUUGGAUUGGUGGAGCGCUUUGAUAUGAUAACAAAGCAAUGGGGACUACCCGGUUCAGUUGCAUCACUGCCGGAUGACCGUGUCGGCUUCGCUGCCGUUGCUUUCAAUACAGAGCUGUAUUUGCUAGGCGGUCAAACCAACUCUGAUUCAUCACUCCAACUGCUAAAAUCGUGCGUCCGAUUGGACUGUGAAACCAGCCAAUGGGUGCAGGUUGGUGACCUUUUGCACGCCCGAACCAACCACUGCGCGUUCGUUUAUCAAGACCAAGUGUACGUUUUCGGCGGACGCAUGGAUGGUCAGGACGGUCUAGCGCAAAUAAUGGAGGUGUACGAUGCGAAGAGAUGUCAGUGGUCCACCUUUCCGCUGCCCGACUUGGACGAUAUUGAUAUGGAUCCAAACCUUAAUGUUUCUUAUGUCGUCAGAGUUGAUAUCAACGGCAGUCAGUCCCACUAACUCGGCACUGCCAAAGCUAAUACAGGCGGAACUCAGUAAUUUUUUCGUUUUUGUUUCACCCGGUUCACCUAAUUGUAAGCUUGCAUAUAAUAGUUUGUAGUAAUCGCAGUUAUUUCUUUAAGCAAUAUAGGCUUCUCACCUUCUUCUCUAAACGACUUUCUGUAUUACUGGAGUUUUUCUGAAUACCAAUCAUAUCUCUGGAAAAAACGGCGCACUACUCUCAACCAAAUUAGGCGAACCUUUUCAUCGGAUACACUUUUGUCUUUGUCAUUUUAACGUACGAAUGCGGGAAGUAUUCAGGGACCAUCGAUUUGUUGUGAUUGAGUAUUUACUGUAACUACAAUAUUGUUUAUUUAUGCCUUUAAACCGCAAACGGUGCGUGUACUAGAAGAUAGUAAAGCAUGUGUUGUCG
Paramacrobiotus metropolitanus is the source of this 3614-nucleotide messenger RNA. RefSeq lists its product as uncharacterized. The record is from RefSeq and is a predicted model, not a curated record. Gene Ontology annotation, biological process: protein phosphorylation. The transcript is spliced from 4 exons. Lineage: Eukaryota; Metazoa; Tardigrada; Eutardigrada; Parachela; Macrobiotidae. Gene Ontology annotation, cellular component: cytoplasm. Gene Ontology annotation, molecular function: protein serine/threonine kinase activity; ATP binding; protein binding. The coding region runs from base 272 to 3202 and encodes 976 amino acids.